This is a messenger RNA of Aspergillus nomiae NRRL 13137, 816 nucleotides long. RefSeq lists its product as uncharacterized. The annotation marks the transcript as partial. Lineage: Eukaryota; Fungi; Ascomycota; Eurotiomycetes; Eurotiales; Aspergillaceae. The record is from RefSeq and is a predicted model, not a curated record. The transcript is spliced from 2 exons.
CUGUCCGCUGAACGAACUUUAGUGGGUGCCCAGUUAGGACGGGUUGGAUGGCAUCUCGACGUUGUCAAAGUGAUCGAUCCAGAAGCCUUGAUUCCAUGGACGAAGAUUCUUCUCGUAUGCCCCAUACUGUACUCGGCCGCCUGUAUGAUCCCUCGGGUGGUGAUGCUUACUCUUUAUCUUUGUGUCUUCCCCGAGAAGGGAUAUCGGGUAGCCUGUUACAUCUUAAUGUGGUUGGUUAUCGCCUUAGGAGUGGCUGACAUUCUCACCGGUGCUCUUGAAUGUAUUCCAGUGGAAUGCCUCUGGGACAAGAGCAUUCCAGGACACUGCAUCGAUCUACCUCUAUUUUUUCGAUGGGGAACUCUCACAAAUGUGAUCAUGAAUUUCUUCAUGCUCAUACUUCCCCAGCCAGUUAUCUGGAAACUCCAGGUCAGCGUGCAAGUUAAGAUAGGGUUGGCCGUGACAAUCCUGACCGGAAGCGUAGGCAUGAUUACAUCCAUCAUACGAUGCGUCGCAUUUUUCCAGCAUGAUCCCCUUGAGGACGGCACCUGGGCAUCGGUCACCUUUGUCAACUGGAGUAUUUUUGAACCUGGUGUUUACUUGCUCGCUGCCUGUUUACCAUGUUAUCGGCCACUGAUAAAGGCACUAUGCCGAAGAAGACCGCGCGGAUCUCCAGACUACUCCGCUAAUACGUAUCUCGAUAUCUCUGAAUCGAAAGCCUUGGAAGGUAGUUGGAAAUCCGGCUCUGGGAGGACGAUCGAGGAUAUACACGAGCUGGAAAUGCACAACUAUCCCCAGACUAGAGCUCGUUCUAUGUGA